Messenger RNA from Ipomoea triloba (trilobed morning glory), 1609 nucleotides. RefSeq lists its product as uncharacterized. Bases 120 to 1514 code for a protein of 464 amino acids. The record is from RefSeq and is a predicted model, not a curated record. Lineage: Eukaryota; Viridiplantae; Streptophyta; Magnoliopsida; Solanales; Convolvulaceae. The transcript is spliced from 3 exons.
UAGUGGUCCUGAUUUAUAAGUAUCUAUAAUUUCCUACUACGGCAAUCACUUCAAUUAUUUGUCUCUCUCGCCGGCCAAACUCUAAAGUCUAAAAAACCCAUCACUCGAUCGGAAGUUUCAUGGCGGCGGAGCAGACAACCACCGCCAACUCGCGGCUGAGCCGCCAAUUGGGCGGCACCGAGCAGACCUGGUGCAAGGCGGUGCCUGGCGGCACAGGGAUAACUGUUUCCGCUCUGCUCUUCUCAAACCCGCCGGAUUUUUCAGUUAUUACCGACGCCGUCGGAAAACUCCAAACCGCACAUCCCAUCCUCAGCUCCCAAAUCCGCCACGAUCCCGCCACGGGUUUAUUCUCCUACGUCACUCCCGCCACUCCCCACCUGAAAAUCCAAUCGUUCGAUUCUCCGUCGACGGCGGAGAUUCUCCGGCAACUGCCCAACCCCAACUCCUCCGUCUCCGAUUUCCACCUCAUCGUCGAGCACGAAUUGAACCGCAACGAUUGGCGGAGCCCUAACCCGGAAUCCCACGUUGACAGCGACGUUUUCUUCGCCGGCGUUUACGCCUUGCCCGGCGAUAAGUUGGCCGUGGCCCUCCGGCUUCACACGUCGGCGUGUGACUCUGCAACGGCGUGGACAUUGUGUAUGGAGUUGAGGGCGUUGCUCGGAGAAGAAGAAGGGAUAAUACAGAGGGAAUUGGAGUGCGAAACUAAGAUUGCUCCGGCAAUGGAGGAUUGCAUUCCUGAAGAGAAGCUUCGUAAGCCAUUUUGGGCACGUGGAAUCGACAUGUUUGGAUAUUCUAUGAAUUCUUUAAGGAUGUCCAAUCUCAACUUCGAGGAUACUGAAUCUCCUAGAGCAUCAAAUUUUGUCACACUUCAUAUGAACAAAGAAGACACCCAUCAGAUUCUCAAUGGCUGCAAAGCAAGAGGAAUAAAACUGUCUGGAUUGUUGUCUGCUGCUGCCAUGAUGUCUGCAUAUUCUUCAAAGGGCCUUCUUGAUUAUCAGCAGGAAAAGUAUGCAGUGGUGACUCUAAUCAACUGCCGUUCCAUUCUUGAUCCAGUCCUCAGCAGCAACCGUGCCGGGUUCUAUCAUUCUGGGAUCUUGAACACACAUGACAUCAGAGGAGGAGAAGAGCUGUGGGAGCUGGCAGGGAGAGCCUACACAGCCUUUGCAGAUGCUAAGAACAACAACAAACAUUUCACAGACCUUGCUGAUCUCAACUUCCUUAUGAGCAAGGCUAUAGAGAAUCCUGGAUUAACACCUUCAUCUUCCCUGAGGACUUCUUUAAUCUCUAUCUUUGAGGAGACCCCUGUAGACGAUCAUGGUCCUUGUGGAUAUGGGGUGGAAGACUAUGUUGUUUGCUCUUCAGCCCAUGGUGUAGGCCCUAAUAUCGCGAUAUUCAACACAAUUAGAGGUGGGGAAUUAGACUGCAUUUGCCUUUAUCCAUCACCAUUGUACUCAAGGAAGCGGAUGCUGGAGCUGAUUGAUGGCAUGAAGAGGAUUCUUGUGGAGGCGAAGUGAGUAGAUAGUUUAACAGCUCUGUAAUCAAGUUGAACUCAAAACUUUUAUUCGAGUUUUGGACAACAGAUAAAUAAAACGGCGAAUUUUAGUUGCAA